This is a messenger RNA of Coccinella septempunctata (seven-spotted ladybird), 1114 nucleotides long. RefSeq names its product gustatory receptor for sugar taste 43a-like. The record is from RefSeq and is a predicted model, not a curated record. The coding region runs from base 59 to 1114 and encodes 351 amino acids. NCBI's taxonomy places the organism in Eukaryota, Metazoa, Arthropoda, Insecta, Coleoptera, Coccinellidae. Gene Ontology annotation, cellular component: neuronal cell body; dendrite; membrane. The transcript has 8 exons. Gene Ontology annotation, biological process: sensory perception of taste.
AAAAUCAAUACACGUUAUCAAUGCUAUACAGGGAGCUUGGGCUUUCUUAGGAAUCUGGAUGGAUGCUUCCUCUGAAUUCUCUUUCAGAAUUAAGAAUAAAAAUGACAUAUACGUAACCCUAUCAGACAUUGGAGGGGUCAUUAUGAGCGUCCUCACAGGAAUUUUUAUGGGUCCUUUCAAGAUUGAGGCUCUUUUCGAAAUCAUAAGCUCCCUAGAUCAGGUGAACAAACUGUUGAACGAGGGUUGGUCAACAUUGAAAUGGGACAAGUACCACUCUCUCUUUUUCAUAUGUACAGUAUACACAGUGUCCACUUUUAUACUCAUCCUGGACUUAUAUUCUUGGAGCGAAAGGACUGAAACUAAUCAACUCUCUAUUACAUAUGUGAAAAACUAUUUAUCUUUCUACAUUUUCUAUUUCGUUCUGAUUUCUCAACAAUUGGCUUACAACAACUUGUCUUUGCAUGUUAAAAGGAGAGUUAUGUCCCUGAACAUGAUACUCGCUGAAGAGAUCAUGAGAAAAACAGAAAAAAACGAUGGAGAUUUCAUAUUUUGGAUUAAAAUGGAAAGUAGAGAACCCACAGAAAGAUUUCUACAGAAAAACGAGGCGAUGAAGUUAUAUUCCAAAGGAACCAAUGGUAAAAUUCUUGUGUUUCCUGCAGCAUUGGAGCAAGUAGAACAUUGUGUCAGAGCUAUCAACAACUUUUUCGACUAUCCCUUAAUGAUUAUUCUCAUUACAUGUUUCAUCCACAUAAUCAUUACAAUUUGGGGAAUACUCGUGAGUUACUAUACCAGGUGGCUCUUUCUGAUCAUGAAUAUAGUUUGGAUUGUUAUCCAAACUGCCAGAUUGCUUUUCGUCGUAGAACCCAUUCAUAGUUGCCUUUUCGAGAUGUCAAAAACCAAACCUCUCGUUGCCAAAUUAAUAACACAGGCAGAUAAAGGAGACACACGCAGUCGACUCGAUGUUAUAGUUCAAAAGGUUAAAAUAUCCAAUAUGAAGUUCACAGCAGCUGGUAUAGUUAGCGUGACAAGACCAAUGAUUUGCACAAUUGCUGGUGCUGUCACUACUUAUUUGGUGAUACUGUAUCAACUUCACAGUAUGAAGAGAGUUAAUUGA